GAAAUCGUACAGUAGUUAUGCUUCGCGCUAACUACGAAGCAAAAAUGUUGGAGCUAUUGGAGGAUUCCGAAACCUACAAGAAGCUAGACCGUGACCCAACAACGAAGUUCCAGAACCAGAACAACGCACUUGUAGUACGACUGCAGAACCUUGGUUUGAUCGAUGAACGCACUGCGAGGUGCCUCAAAUCUAGGGCAGCGGUUAGCCCGAGGAUAUAUGGUCAACCAAAAGCCCACAAACCUAAUCUCCCUCUUCGCCCGGUUGUCCCUACGAUGACGGCGCCAACAUACACACUGUCCAAAUUCCUUUCGAACAUCCUACAACAAUCCGUAAACAACACGUACAGCAUAAGGAAUUCGGAGGAAUUUUGUGAGUAUAUCAACAGCUGCACUGUAGGGCCAGGAUACGUAAUGGUAUCCUUUGAUGUGGUUUCAUUAUUCACAAACAUCCCGGUGGAAUUGGUGAGGAAAGGCAUCCUGAACCAGUGGAACAACAUAAAGGAACACACUAACAUCAACCUGGACCUAUUUCUGGAGAUCGUGGUUUUUGUCAUCGAGGCUAGCUACUUCGUAUUCCAACAAAAACACUACCAACAAAUCGCUGGCACAGCUAUGGGAAGCCCGCUGUCACCGGUGCUAGCAGAGAUCGUCACUGGCGAACUGGUGGAUACAGUGUUGUCCAAACUAAAUGUGCACAUUCCGAUCUUGAAGAAGUUUGUCGACGACUUCUUCAUCGUGAUUCCUGCCAACGAAGUAGAUACAGUAUUGGGUGCAUUUAACGACUAUCACCCAAAACUGCAAUUCACGGUAGAAUACGAAGUCGCCGGGAGGCUGCCAUUCCUCGACAUGGUCGUUGUCCGCAACGAAGAUCAAUCAUUCUCCACAGAUUGGUUUAUGAAGCCGAUCGCAUCUGGACGGAUCCUAAACUAUUUCUCGCUGCACCCAAAACACCUAAAAAUGAAUGUGGCAUACAACUUCGUCAAAAAGGUAAACACCCUUUCGACGAUCAAAACGGAGCAACAGAAAAAGGAGACAGUGAUGAGCAUACUGAAGCUAAACGACUACCCCGUCUCGUUGAUUAAUAGACUAAUUAACCGACACAACGAAAGAAGAAUGACAACACCAGCACAACCAGAGAAUGACGAUCAACAAAGCAAUAUUUAUAAGUCGAUUCCAUACAUAGUAGGGCUAACACAGCAGAUCACACAAUACAUUAAGAGAUCAAAUGAAUUUGACAAUAUUAGCAUAGUACAUUAUAACAACAACACAGUGGGUUCAUUAUAUAAAGCUAUGAAAGGGAGGACAGAUACGUAUCAGCGUAAUAACGUAAUUUACUGUAUUGGUUGUCAACAGUGUGAUGCCAAAUACGUUGGCAUGACAACCAAUAAGUUACAAACACGUAUAUACGGACAUAAAUCUGAUGUCAAUCUCCUGGACAAAAUCACACAAAUAGAAAACACUUCAGACAAAUUACAUAAACUGAGCAAUCUGAGGGAAAGAACAGCAAUGAUGAACCACUGUGUUGGCACAGGCCACAGAUUUGAUCUGCAAAACGCCAAUGUAUUAGAUUGUAGCUUAAAAACAAAUAGACUACCAAUAUUAGAGAUAUGCCAUAUAAUGACAACAGAAAACAUAAACAAACGGACAGAUGUAGACGGGUUACACACAUGUUAUACAGGUAUCAUGCACACACUGAAAAGAUUAUCACACAGAAACAGACAUAGUAGGAACGAUCUUGACACCAAUACAACAGAAAUAGAUGAAGCACAAAUGAAUCAAAAUGACGAAUAACGUAGGCAGUAAAGACGAUUGAAGUUGAACAGCUUGACAGUGAGUAAAGUGUUAUAUAGAAUUGUGGGCGAAAAAACACAGUGGAGGCGUAUAAAUGGUAGUACUAGAUCACCAAACCGUAAGUUUAAAUUAGGACGCAAACCACACAAUAUGACACUUAAAACAAACACUUUUCAUAGGACCAUGCAACAACGAAACAUAGACAACACUACAGGCUGAAUGUUUUUGGACAGCUACGAAUAAUUCUUUAUCCCUGAGGAAGAUCCAAAUCGGGAUCGAAACGUUGGAGCCAAGAUAAUAAAUUCGUAGGCCAACUUAUUAAGACUGCAAGCCAGACCAAAGUAAAUCCAAAGUACUCAUAUCAGUCGAAAUCGCUAGAU
This is a messenger RNA of Aedes albopictus (Asian tiger mosquito), 2170 nucleotides long. RefSeq lists its product as uncharacterized. Lineage: Eukaryota; Metazoa; Arthropoda; Insecta; Diptera; Culicidae. The coding region runs from base 18 to 1790 and encodes 590 amino acids. The record is from RefSeq and is a predicted model, not a curated record. The transcript is spliced from 2 exons.